CGUCCAGAAAGUGGGUCAAUAGUCGAGGCAAGUCGUCAUGCGGGUUAUGAUGCUCGACUGUGUUACGGCGAUAUCCUUCUCGGCUUCAGAUACUUCCCGGAUGGAUUACCCGAGGGAGUUGCGCUGAAUCAACGAGUCAAUGACUCUUCUUCAGAUGAUGAAGCCGACGAGAGGAGUGUAUCGUCGAUGUUGAUGAAUGAUAUCGGAGAGGGUCGUGAUGGAGGUUCGCAGUCAGCAACUUUGUUGUGUUCACAACCGAAAGAUCAUCAGUUUGAAACGAUCUCAUUGAAGAGUGGAAGUGUAUGCGCGGUUUGUAAGGGUAAAAUAUGGCUGAAAACUGCNAGUUAUGCGUAG
This is a messenger RNA of Anisakis simplex (herring worm), 354 nucleotides long. NCBI's taxonomy places the organism in Eukaryota, Metazoa, Nematoda, Chromadorea, Rhabditida, Anisakidae. The record is from the annotation of a GenBank genome assembly.